This is a messenger RNA of Fusarium tjaetaba, 2037 nucleotides long. Its product is annotated as amidase. Gene Ontology annotation, molecular function: oxidoreductase activity. The transcript is spliced from 6 exons. The record is from RefSeq and is a predicted model, not a curated record. Bases 1 to 2037 code for a protein of 678 amino acids. Lineage: Eukaryota; Fungi; Ascomycota; Sordariomycetes; Hypocreales; Nectriaceae.
AUGGCAACUCACGCGACUUACCCCAGUCUACGGGAUAAGACCGUGCUCAUUACAGGCGGCGCAGAAGGCAUUGGCGCUGCUACAGUGGAGCUGUUCACGCUACAGGGCAGCCAGGUCAUCUUCAUCGACAUCGCUGAGGACUCAGCGAAAAAGACAAUUGACCGUGCUGUAUCGCGCGCCAAAGACGCCAAUGUGCAAGCCAAAGCACCGAUCUUCUACGAUUGCAGCGUUUCACAUUUACCAAUGCUGCAAUACACGGUCAAGAGAAUCCAAGAUAAACAUGGGAUGAUACAUAUCUUGGUCAACAACGCUGCGGCUGCUGGAAACAGAGCCAGGCUUGAGACAGAAAAUGUCAGACCUGAAGAUUGGGAAGUAAACAUCAACACCAAUCUCCGACAUGUUUUCUUCAUGAGCCAAGCUGUUCUUCCGGCGAUGAGAGAGGCGCAGAGUGGGAGCAUCAUCAAUCUUGGGUCAAUCACCUGGCGAAUCCCCGCUCAAGGAACACCGGUCUACGGCGCAUGCAAGGCGGGAAUCAUGGGUCUUACGCGUACUCAGAGUAAAGAAUAUGGCAAGUACAACAUUCGCAUCAACAGUGUUAUGCCUGGUGCCAUCGCGACGCAGCGACAGAGGGAUGAGGUUCUCACGCCCGAGUAUCGCGAGGAAGUUAUGCGCGGCCAGAGUUUGCAGCGAGAUCUAGAGCCGGAGGAAGUAGCUAAGAAACCCCUAAACAUGGAACCGUGGCACCACACAGCGACACAAAUCCUGGAGAACAUCCGCUCCGGUAAUCUCACAGCUGAGCAGUAUGCUUCAUCGCUACUUGAGCGGAUCAAGCAAAGAGAUGAUGAUGUCAAAGCUUGGGCGUAUCUUGGCCCAAAGGCUGUUUUGGAGCAGGCCAGAAAAUUAGAUCAAGUUCCAAAGGAUCAGCGAGGACCAUUGCAUGGCCUUCCUGUUGGGAUCAAGGACAUCAUAUUGACCAAAGAUAUGCCGACUGAACAUGGUUCAACCAUCUAUAAGAACGAUCACCCCGUAAUCGACGCUGGGUCGGUCAUGAUUCUCCGUCAAGCAGGAUGUCUCAUCUUCGGUAAAACUACAACAACUGAGUUCGCCGCAUCCUUCACCGGUCCAGCUACUCGCAAUGCACAUAGUACCUCCCAUACGCCAGGAGGCUCCUCAGCUGGUUCAGCCGCCGCAGUAGCAGACUUUCAGAUCCCCGUCGCUCUUGGUUCACAGACCGUAGGUUCCAUUGUUCGACCAGCUGCAUUCAACGGCAUCUACGGCUUCAAGCCUACAUGGGGAGCUAUCACAAGAGAAGGACAGAAGUUCUGUGCCCCGACUGUUGACACGAUUGGCUUCUUUUCCCGCAGCGUUUCCGACUUUGGGAUCCUAGCUGACGUGUUUGCUCUGCACGAUGAUGAGAAAAGCACGUUUAAAGAUAUCAAAGGCUCGAAAUUUGCUGUAUGUAGGACAUCGAAGUGGGACUUAGCUGGAGACGGCACGAUCGCUGCUAUGGAUAAAGCUGUAGAGCUUCUCAAAGCACAUGGCGCCGAAGUUGAAGAGCUUGAUCUUGGCCCAGACUUCGACCAGGUCAUUGACUGGCACUUGACCCUUGUACGCCUCGAGGGUGCAACAAGUCUAUGGCCAGAGUAUUACCAAGACAAAGAUAAGCUUGAUCCAGUCUUGGCGAAAGGUGUUCAAGAGAAGCACAAAAUCUCACGAAAGGCCCAACUCGAUGCUUAUGACGGGCUUGCAGCUCUACGACCGCGGUUCGAUGAGCUGGCAGAUGACUAUGUCGCUGUGCUGGUUCCGAGUGUCUUUGACGAAGCUCCCGAAGGCCUUGGGAACACAGGAAGCCCUAUUUUUGCCGCGACUUGGACGGCGUUACAUACGCCAGUGGUCAAUAUCCCAGGUUUUUGUGGGAAGAGUAACUUGCCUGUUGGUGUUUCUCUUGUGUCUGCGAGACUUCGUGAUCGUCACCUCCUCAAGGUGAGCCAGGCUGUUGGUCAAAUCUUCGAGACUGAGGGUGGGUGGAAUAAAUAG